Molecule: messenger RNA, 2843 nt
Organism: Cyclopterus lumpus (lumpfish)
Lineage: Eukaryota; Metazoa; Chordata; Actinopteri; Perciformes; Cyclopteridae
Product: inactive phospholipid phosphatase 7
Exons: 3
Coding region: 588-1475 (295 amino acids)
Cellular component (GO): nuclear envelope
Molecular function (GO): sphingosine-1-phosphate phosphatase activity
Source: RefSeq, a predicted model, not a curated record
AUAACAGGGUGCUCCUCUGUCCUGCUCCUGUCUGUUUAAGCACCUUGGAGAACUCCGCUCCUCAGCAGAGCGCACUGCAGAGGUGGAAUCGGGUUUAUGCGUAAACUACGUCAAAUCCGCACGGAAGUGCCGAGUGCUGCACUGGCUGGGCUGCCUCGUCUUCGCCCUUUGUUGAUGAUGUCGGCCGACGGUUAACCGUUUCAUGUUUUGCCUGAGUCGCUCUGUGCUGGAUCCCCCCAUCCCCCCGCCCCACCCCCCGUGUCCUCGCUGCCUGGAUAUCAGAGGUGUUAUGAUUUAGAGCGAUGCGUUGUGCUUCAUAUUCAUCAUCCGCUUGAUCGGGUUUCACUGGAUUGGCCGAGGCGAGAUGCCAUUCAAGAGACUCUCCCAGCGUGCAUGGGGUUGCGGUAUAAACAGCAUGGCCAUCGCACAUUCCACUGGGUCUAAAUAUAUCUAUUAAGGCCACAGGAGGGGGGAGGACUUGUGUCGUUUAUCCUGGGAGGUUUCACUGUCGUGGUGAACUCGCACCACUUGAAUUAUCUUCCGGAGAUUGGAAAUCGGUUUGAGGAGAACUUGGCCCCAUCCAAAACAUGCCCUCGAGUUACAAUGUGAGAUCGAGGGCUCGGGAGAGAAACAACGUCCUGACGAGACCCGAGUUCGUAUCCCUGAACCAGCCUCUCCGCGGCGGCGGCGGAAAUGGCAGUGGCGUCGGCGGCCCCUCGGAGAGCCGAGGCGGCGCGAGGCGACCGGGUCCGAUCAAGCACCAAACCAGCCUGCCGAGUGAAGAACCGACCGACAGUGGCAGUAAGGACAAGAGAGAGCCGGGCAAAAUGCCGGAGGAAGACUGCAUGCUGCUGAACCCUUCAUUCAAGGGGAUAGCGAUGAACUCCCUGUUCGCCAUUGACAUCUGCAUGUCCAAGCGCAUGGGGGUGUGCGCCAACACGUCCUCCCCCUGGGGAGGCUGCCGCUCCAUGGUGGCCCUGUUAGCGCUCACGGGGCACGGCAUCACGUGGAUCAUUGGCACUAUCGUGUGUCUCGCGAGGAGUAACACUCUGGCAGGGCAAGAGGUGCUGGUCAACCUGCUGCUUGCCCUCAUUCUUGACAUCCUGACGGUGGCUGGACUCCAGAGGCUGGUGAAGCGCAGAGGACCGUGGGAGAUGGCGCCGGGCUUCAUGGACUGCGUCGCGAUGGACAUCUACUCCUUCCCUGCUGCUCACGCCAGCCGGGCCGCCAUGGUCUCCAAGUUCUUGCUGUCUCACCUGGUCCUGGCUGUGCCGCUACGCAUCCUGUUGGUGCUGUGGGCCCUCCUGGUGGGCAUGUCCCGGGUGCUGCUGGGGAAACACCACCUAACUGAUAUGGUGUGUGGCUUUGCGCUGGGCAUGCUCCACUUUAGCUUGAUGGAGUCGGUGUGGCUCACAUCAAGCACCUGUCAGAAUCUUAUUUCCAUCAGCACGCUCAGCUGGAGCCCCUUUUUCUGAGCUUUUGAUAUGAGGCUAUGCUCGCACACAAGGCUUAUUUGAUACACUAACCUCACAAUGUCAAGGACUUAGGUCUGAUGAAGUUAUUUUUGUAAGGGUUUGAAGUUCUUAUUGCAGGGUGUCAACAGAGAAGCAUUCAUAUUUAGGAAUCCGAUGCUGGAUUUGCAUGUAGCAUCUAAGACAGGCAGGUCACAAGACAUCCCGAAACAUUCAUAAUGCUUCACGAAUCCUAGUAGCUAGUACUAAAACACGCCUCUACUGCUCCUGGCUCCCAAUUAAGUACUAAUGAUAAAAGGAGAACUAAGACUACUGCAAGCUCAUAAUUUGGUGACAAUGUAAAUGUAGGAUUUUGAAAGAUUGUUUUUCGUUGUUGUUUUUUCGAUUUGUGAUGAUUAUACAGUAUGAAAGCUGGCGCCAUUUAUCCAUAACUGAACUAUUCAACAAAUGAUCUCUUGAGUCUGUGUGCCUCUUCCUCUUUGCCAUCUUACUUCCUUUUACGUCCUCCUUCCCUGCUACCUCUUCCUCUUUUCUCUUUUGUUUUGAAUAUUUGUGUUUUUCUUAUUUGGAAUGCUGAUAUACUUCAACUACAUGGUGGAAGGCUAUAAUAUUGGAUGUACUACUAAAAUAUACAAAAUGAUUGUUGUUUGGACAUCCCACAUUGUUCCUUCUUUGGCAUGACUAUUAUGUUUGUAUAUCUCUGAGGGGAUUCUGUUCUUCUUACCGAAUGUUUAUCAAAUAUGAACCUUUUUUGAUGACACUGAAUUUAGCUGCUUGUGUAAAAGAAAUGUCACACUCACGAAAAAAUUUAAUAUUUUUCUUAUGGGGGUAAAGUAUCAUUUCCUUAUAACGUGCCAUUUAUGCUUUAAUGAAUUUAAUGGGUUUUUUUAUAGCAGAUAUUUCUCUUCAGCUCUUUCAAUUCAUGCUGCUGUAGUCAGCACAUCAGCCUAACAGAUGCUUAUUUAUGGUCAAUGCUGAUUGUGUGCCCCAAAAAACAACUGAAGCGUGUGUGUGUGUGUGUGUGUGUGUGUGUGUGUGUGUGUGUGUGUGUGUGUGUGUGUGUGUGUGUGUGUGUGUGCGUGUGUGUGUGCGUGAGUGCGUGCGGGAAUAUUGGCAUACAAAGUAAAAAAUAUCAGUUAGAAAUAUCCGAUUGAACAAAUAAUAUUUUAUUUUCACAUUUUUUUUAUGGACCUUUGAUUAACAACUUCUGGGUUUUUUGUUGCAAGCUUUUUUUUGUGGUUUGAUGUGUAAAUACAGUUUGUUGUCGCCUACAUUAGUUUUCAUAGUUCUGUACAGGGAUCUGUAUGCCAUGUUUGUACUUUGUUUUUUUCCAGCAUUAAUAAAAAUGAGGCGGGCUGUCAGUAAAACGUG